This is a messenger RNA of Westerdykella ornata, 2536 nucleotides long. RefSeq names its product 78 kDa glucose-regulated protein-like protein. Gene Ontology annotation, biological process: cellular response to unfolded protein; endoplasmic reticulum unfolded protein response; protein refolding. Gene Ontology annotation, cellular component: nucleus; membrane; endoplasmic reticulum chaperone complex. Bases 305 to 2332 code for a protein of 675 amino acids. The record is from RefSeq and is a predicted model, not a curated record. The transcript is spliced from 6 exons. Gene Ontology annotation, molecular function: heat shock protein binding; ATP binding; ATP hydrolysis activity. Lineage: Eukaryota; Fungi; Ascomycota; Dothideomycetes; Pleosporales; Sporormiaceae.
CCUCAAAAAACCUCCAGGUACGCCUCUCGCGCCAUAUAACUCCCCACCCACCGCCCGGAGAUCCCUCCUCCUUCACUCCUUCAAUCCUCCACCCCAUCAACCGCCCCAAUCAACAGCUCUCCUCUUUUUCUGUUUCUUCCUUUUUUGAAAGAUACCCGGGGACUUCUAUUAGAAGCUUGCCCAUUUCAUUUUCCACCCCCUCCCCCCAGAGCUGGGAGAUUGAUUUCCUUGCUUUGCUCGACGCAUAGCGGGCGGUCAAUUGGGAUACGUUCUAUACAGACACACCUCCUCACACACACCCACAAUGGCUCGACGGUCGAGGGGCGCUCAGCGCUCCACCUGGAGCAUCGCUCUGUACCUUCUCCUCGUCCUGGUCGGCGGUCUGAUGCUGGCCCGGACAGCACGCGCCGACGACACAAAGGAAGCGGUCAAGGACGACUCUGGCAAGGUCCAGGGUCCUGUCAUUGGUAUCGAUCUGGGAACGACAUACUCUUGUGUCGGUGUCAUGAAGGGCGGAAAGGUCGAAAUCAUAGCCAACGAUCAGGGUAACCGUAUCACUCCUUCCUGGGUAGCCUUUACCGAUGAGGAACGCCUCGUUGGUGACGCCGCGAAGAAUCAGUACGCCAGCAACCCCCACCGGACCAUCUUCGACAUCAAACGUAUCAUUGGUAUGAAGUACAACGACAAGUCUGUACAGCAGGAUAUCAAGCACUUCCCCUUCAAGGUCGUCAAUAAGAGCGGUCAACCCCGCGUCCAGGUCGAGGUCCGUGGAGAGGAGAAGACCUUCACUCCGGAGGAAAUCAGCGCCAUGGUUCUUGGAAAGAUGAAGGAGGUUGCUGAGAGCUACCUCGGCGAGACUGUCAAGAACGCCGUCGUCACCGUCCCCGCCUACUUCAACGACGCCCAGCGUGCCGCCACCAAGGACGCUGGAACCAUCGCCGGCCUUAACGUUCUCCGUGUCGUCAACGAACCCACCGCUGCCGCUCUGGCGUAUGGCCUCGACAAGACCGACCAGCCCGAACGCCAGGUCAUCGUGUACGAUCUCGGAGGUGGUACUUUCGACGUCUCCAUCCUCACCAUUGAGGAGGGCGUUUUCGAGGUCCAGGCCACCGCUGGAGAUACACACCUCGGUGGCGAAGAUUUCGAUAACCGUGUCAUCAACUACCUCGCCAAGAAGUACAACAAGGCGAAGAACGUCGACAUCACCAAGGACCCCAAGACCAUGGGUAAGCUGAAACGCGAGGUGGAGAAGGCCAAGCGCACGCUCUCGUCGCAGAAGACGGCCAAGAUUGAAAUCGAAUCCUUCCACAAGGGCGAGGACUUCUCCGAGACCCUGACCCGCGCCAAGUUCGAGGAGCUCAAUAAUGACCUCUUCAAGAAGACGCUCAAGCCGGUUCAGCAGGUUCUGGACGACGCCAAGCUCACCAAGGACCAGAUCGAUGACAUUGUCCUCGUUGGUGGUUCCACCCGUAUUCCCAAGAUCCAGCAGAUGCUGGAGGAGUUCUUCGGAAAGAAGGCUCGCAAGGACGUCAACCCCGACGAGGCUGUCGCUUACGGCGCCGCCGUUCAGGGUGGUGUUCUCGCUGGUGACGCCGCCACGGGCCAGGUCAUCCUCAUGGACGUGAACCCUCUAACUCUCGGUAUUGAGACGACUGGUGGCGUCAUGACCCACCUCAUCAAGCGUGGUACCACCAUCCCCACCAAGAAGAGCCAGAUCUUCUCGACCGCCGCCGAUAACCAGCCCGUCGUCCUGAUCCAGGUCUACGAGGGCGAGCGCGCAAUGACGAAAGAUAAUAACCUUCUCGGCAAGUUCGAGCUCACCAACAUUCCUCCCGCGCCCCGUGGUGUUCCCCAGAUUGAGGUCACCUUCGAGCUCGACGCCAACGGUAUCCUCAAGGUGUCUGCUGUUGACAAGGGCACUGGAAAGUCCGAGACCAUCACCAUCACUAACGACAAGGGCCGCCUUUCCCAGGAGGAAAUCGAGCGCAUGGUUGAGGAAGCCGAGAAGUAUGCCGAGGAGGACAAGGCCAACCGCGAGCGCAUUGAGGCCCGCAACAAGUUGGAGAACUAUGCCUACAGCUUGAAGAACCAGCUCAACGACGACGAGGGCCUUGGUGGCAAGGUUGAGGAUGACGACAAGGAGACGCUCCAGGACGCCAUCAAGGAGGCGCAGGACUGGCUCGAGGAGAAUGCGUCGUCGGCGACGAGCGAGGACUUUGACGAGCAGUUUGAGAAGCUCUCGCAGGUGGCGUACCCCAUCACGUCGAAGCUGUACGGCUCGGCGGGAGGUGCGGGCGGCGAGGAUGAGGAGCCUACCCACGACGAGUUGUAGAGGGGGGUUUCUGUUUCUGCAAAAGUCCAUCUAGCACAUGACAUAUUAUCUUUGCAUGAGCGAGCCACGCUGGCUGGGGCAGACCGAGAGGUGCCCCUUGUACACUAUAGUUCUUGUUAGAGCGCAGAGUGGAGCCAUAGUCUAGACAGCGGGUGGUGAACUUGAACGGAGUCUGGGUAUGUUCAAUGUGAAAUGUUUUCCAAA